Molecule: messenger RNA, 955 nt
Organism: Nymphaea colorata (pocket water lily)
Lineage: Eukaryota; Viridiplantae; Streptophyta; Magnoliopsida; Nymphaeales; Nymphaeaceae
Product: glycine-rich protein A3
Exons: 3
Coding region: 238-768 (176 amino acids)
Source: RefSeq, a predicted model, not a curated record
GAAUGCGUGGGCUCUCCUCUCCCUUUCCCUCCGAAAAUGUAUAAGAGCCACCGCUCUCCGGCGGCUGAGGAAAAAUCAGAGUUUCCCCAAGUUCAGGGGUUCGUUUCCGCCGAGGAGGAAGGGAGGACCGACGGGUUAGGUCUCUGCGCAUCUGUCUCUCUCUCUCUCUUUUUCUGAGAAUUCUCCAUCUUCAUUUGAGCUUCUAUUUGGUCGGCGUGGGGUCCACUGUAAUGCAAAAUGGGUGGUGGAAAAGAUAAGCCUGAUGGUUCAGAUACUAGUGACAAGGGUCUGUUCUCAAACCUCGCUCAUGGAAUUGGGCAUGGGUACCCCCCAUCUGGUGCAUAUCCUCCACAGGGAUACCCUCCUCAAGGGGGGUACCCCCCUCAGGGUUAUCCUCCACAAGGCUACCCCCCACAAGGAUACCCCCCACAAGGAUACCCUCCAGCUGGUUAUCCCCCGCCUGGUGCAUAUCCUCCCAAUCCAUAUCCAGGAGCUCCACCUUACCCACAGCAUGGAGGGCAUGGUUCAGGAGGGCAUGGCAUCUCUCCCGGCAUGGGUGUAAUGCUAGCAGGAGGUGCAGCAGCUGCAGCAGCAGCUUAUGGAGCUCACCAACUGGGUCAUGGUUCUCACUCUGGGCAUGGUGGAAUUAUGAGCCAUGGUGGGUAUGGCCAUGGUGGGUAUGGCCAUGGUAAAUUCAAGCACGGCAAGUUCAAGCAUGGGAAGCACGGGAAGUUUGGAAAGCAUGGCAAGUUCAAGAAGUGGAAGUGAUGUUCUUAAAAAUAUCUCCUACAUAUUAUCAAGUGGCAUAUCCAAUAAUGGUCCUUUUGAAAUCUCUUUUUAAUCAGACAGUGGUGGUGAUUGCUUAGAGAUUGUACAUUGUGAUCUUUCUUCUUGCUUGUGUCUACUCAUGUUUGAUAUUCUAGUCAUAAAGAUUUAUGAGUUGAACAUUUAUAUA